Messenger RNA from Nicotiana attenuata, 603 nucleotides. Its product is annotated as VQ motif-containing protein 22-like. Lineage: Eukaryota; Viridiplantae; Streptophyta; Magnoliopsida; Solanales; Solanaceae. The transcript has a single exon. The record is from RefSeq and is a predicted model, not a curated record. The coding region runs from base 1 to 603 and encodes 200 amino acids.
AUGAGUGAAACCAUAACAAAUCCCACUGACUGGGUACAAAUCUAUCAACAUUCCCUCUCACAACAACCUCAAACUUCUCCGCCGUCAACCACCGUCUUCGGCGGCGGCCGACUCUCCGAUGCCACGGUGGUCACCGCCACACCAUCUUCCACUAGUCCUGGUCAUCACAGCCCCCUGAGCCGUGAUUCCAGGCCCAUUAGGAGAAGAUCCAGGGCUUCAAGGCGAACCCCAACAACUGUAUUCAAUACAAACACAACCAAUUUCCGAGACAUGGUUCAACGGUUCACUGGAAGCCACAGUGAACCAUCUCCAUUCGCAGGACUCGAACCCGAGACAUUUGGGUCGAGGAAUACUAAUCUUCAUCAGCAGAUAGUGAAUCCAAGUACUACUCCUAGUGCUUACAGUAUACAGUUUCAGCAGCAAGUACAACAAACUUUGCCCUACACAAAUCUCCCCCCUCACGGUCAUAAUAUUGGCCAUGAAGCUUUUUUUCAUAGACUAGGCAACAGUUCUUCUAGAUCUAAUAUGGAGGUUUCUGAGAAUUUGAUUAUGGAUAAUAGAACUCUGUUUCCUCCUCAACAUCAACGACGAGGACAAGAAUGA